Prunus armeniaca (apricot) is the source of this 1215-nucleotide messenger RNA. NCBI's taxonomy places the organism in Eukaryota, Viridiplantae, Streptophyta, Magnoliopsida, Rosales, Rosaceae. The record is from the annotation of a GenBank genome assembly.
AUGGCCACCAAUGCAUCUGGGUUGUUUACUACUCCUACAGUUCCAAGCGUGAGGGGGAAGAUUAAGCCUUCAAUACGUAUUUUUGGAUCUGGGUUUCGCUCCCCUGAUGGAAUCUCCAAGAGGGUAUUCUGCUCCAGUACCUUUGAAGGCGCAGAGAAACACGUUGGAGCUUCCCCUUCUGAAUCUAGAGCACCCAGGCUUGUUAGUAAAGGCUGCAAGUUAAUUGGAUGUGGCUCGGCGGUACCCUCUCUUAAGAUUUCAAAUGAUGAUCUUGCAAAAGUAGUAGACACUAACGAUGAAUGGAUAUCUGUUCGCACUGGCAUUCGUAAUCGACGAAUUCUUUCAGGCAAAGAGAGCCUGACAACGUUAGCAGUAGAGGCAGCACUUAAAGCUCUUGAGAUGGCUGAAGUUGAUGUUGAUGAUGUGGACCUAAUCUUGAUGUGCACAUCUUCACCUGAUGAUCUUUUUGGCAGUGCUCCUCAGGUUCAGAAAGCACUUGGCUGCAAAAGGAACCCUUUGGCUUAUGAUAUUACAGCUGCCUGUAGCGGAUUUGUUAUGGGUCUAGUAUCAGCUGCUUGUCACAUUAGGGGAGGUGGAUUCAAAAAUGUUCUAGUUAUUGGAGCUGAUGCUCUUUCUCGGUUUGUUGACUGGACCGAUAGAGGAACGUGUAUUCUUUUUGGGGAUGCUGCUGGUGCUGUAUUAGUACAGGCCUGCGAUAGUGAGGAUGAUUCUUUGCUUGCUUUUGAUUUGCAUAGUGAUGGUGACGGAAACAGACAUCUAAAUGCUGCCUUCAAAGAAAGUGAAACAGAUGAGUUGGGUUCUAAUGGUUCAGUCUUAGGUUUCCCUCCAAGACGCGCCUCAUUUUCCUGCCUUCAAAUGAAUGGCAAAGAGGUCUUUCGCUUUGCUGUGCGCGUUGUGCCACAGUCAAUUGAGGCUGCCCUUGCCAAGGCUGGUGUCCCGGCAUCUAGCAUUGAUUGGUUACUGCUCCAUCAGGCAAACCAGAGGAUCCUUGAUGGAGUUUCUUCUCGCAUGCAAAUCCCAUCAGAACAGGUGAUUUCAAAUCUGGCAAACUAUGGUAAUACAAGCGCUGCUUCGAUUCCUUUGGCAUUGGAUGAAGCUGUGAGAAGCGGGAAGGUGAAACCAGGCCAUACGAUUGCAGCUGCCGGCUUUGGAGCAGGUCUGACUUGGGGUUCUACUAUUUUCAGAUGGGGUUGA